GAGCUUGCCGGGACUAACCUUUCACUGUUUCCCUUCUCAGAUCUCCACUCACAACACCGCCUAUCCUUCCCGCCACCGCCGCCCCUUCCCGGUCCGAAGCCCUAACCCUAAUCCUAACCAUAACUCCAUAAAACCCAUCCCUCCUCCACCUAUCGAUGGCGGCCAAAUGGCUCUCCUCCUAAGAAACCCCCAACCCCACCGCUUCGGCCGCCUCCUCCUCCGCUCCUUCGCCGCCCCCGAUGGCCCCGCCGUCCUCUCCGCCUCCGAUCCACGCCCUCCAGCUCCGAUCCGACCCCCGAGAGAAGCCGAAUUGGGAGGAGGAGGAGGAGGAGGAGGAGGAGGUGGGCCAGGGAGCCUCCCUCGUGGUCCUCCUCUGCCCCUGCCUCGUCCUCCUCAUCCUCCUCCUCAUCGUCGGCUCCAUCGUGCUUGCCGUCAAGUUCCGCCUCUUCUGCCACGGCCCCUUCCGCGCCUCUCUUGGGCACCUCUUCUACAAGGAGAAGUGCCGCUCCUGAGCCCUAGAUCCUUCUCCACCUCCGCCGCCUCCUCCGAAUCCGGCGCGGAUUCCGGCGAGGAGGACCUGGAAUCAUCUGAUUCGGAUUUCGUGGGGGAGGGCUUGAGGCCGGCGGAUCCUGAGGUGGAGAGGGUCUGCAAAGUGAUCGAGGACCUCUUCGCCUCGGAUCGGAACAUGGAGGCGGUGCUGGACGAGUGCGGCGUCGAUCUUAGCUCUUCUCUCGUGAUCGAUGUCCUGGAGAGGUUCCGGCAUGCCCACAAGCCGGCGUACCGGUUCUUCCGGUGGGCUGGCGGGAGAUCGGGGUUCGCCCACGACUCCAGCACCUGCAACAAGAUGCUGAGCGUUCUGGGGAAGACGAGGCAGUUUGAGACCAUGGUGGCAUUGCUGGAGGAGAUGGGAAAGAAGGGGCUUUUGACGAUGGAGGCAUUCAAGACUUCGAUCAAAGCCUUCGCAUCCGCCAGGGAGAUGAAGAAAGCGCUUGGGAUCUUCCAGUUGAUGAAAAGAUACAAUUUUGAGGCAGGAUUGGAGACUUUCAAUUGCCUGAUAGAAGCUCUAGCAAAAGCCAAGCUAGGGAAGGAAGCUCAGGCAUUGUUUGAGAAGAUGAAGGAUCAGUACCCGCCCGACCUCCGGACCUACUCAGUGCUCCUCUUAGGUUGGUGCAAGCUGAAGAACUUGGUGGAAGCCGGGAGGCUCUGGAAUGAAAUGCUUGAUAAGGGAUUUAAGCCAGAUGUUGUUGCCCACAACACGAUGCUUGAAGGGCUGAUUCGGGGGCAGAGGAGGUCGGAGGCCAUCAAGCUUUUCGAGCUCAUGAAAGCCAAAGGCCCGGCACCAAAUGUCCGAACCUACACGAUUUUGAUUCAGGACCUGUGCAAGGCUGGGAAGAUGGAUCUAGCAGUCAGCUGCUUCGAGGAAAUGCUGGCUGCUGGAAGUGCUCCAGAUGUUGCAACCUAUACCUGUUUGAUUGUUGGGUUUGGAAAUGCUCGACAAAUGGAUAAAGUUUCAGCCUUGCUGAUGGAGAUGAAGGUGAAGGGAUGCCCACCAGAUGGACGGACGUACAACGCUCUGAUCAAACUUAUGACCAAUCGGAACAUGCCAGAUGAUGCAGCGAGGAUUUACAAGAAGAUGAUCAAGAAUGGGUUCGAGCCCACAAUUCACACGUAUAAUAUGAUGAUGAAGUCUUACUUCCAUGGAAGUAAUUAUGAGAUGGGUUGUGCUGUGUGGGAGGAGAUGGGUCGGAAGGGGAUAUGCCCUGAUGUCAAUUCUUAUACUGUCUUCAUUGGAGGCCAUAUACGACAUGGAAGGCCAGAAGAGGCACAUAAAUAUAUAGAAGAGAUGAUAGAAAAAGGAAUGAAGGCUCCACAGAUAGACUACAAUAAAUUUGCUGCGGAUUUCUCUAGGGCUGGUAAGCCUGAUGUAUUGUAUGAGUUGGCACAGAAGAUGAAUUUCUCAGGGAAGUUUGAGGCUUCCAAUGUGUUCCAUGGUUGGGCUGAAAGAAUGAAGAAGAGGGUCAAGAGAAGAGUUCCCAAUCAAACUGGACAGCGGCUUUUCUGAAAGUGUGCUACAAAUCUUAGCCUGAUCUUAUGGAUAAAUUCCUUUCUUCUGCCGGAGUGUCAUCACCAAAAGGUUGAGAAUCAUGGAAUAGCAUUCGAGUUCUCCUCAUUAUGUUUCUAAUCCAAGGGAUGCUCCGCCUGUUUCUUUUCACUUCCAAGGUCAAGCAAAAUGAGUUUGGGGCUAUCUUUGGUGACCAUGCACAAGGAUCCAAAGACACUUUCAAGGUCUUAAAAGGGUCAACCGGAUACUUCGGAGAAAAUUGCUUUGCAAAGGAGAGGCAGAGAAAUCAUGAAGAUUCCCACUUUUCAAGUCUGAGUUCUCGGUGAAUUUGACCGAGAACCAUGUUAAAAGUGUUUCCGCCAACUAGCCCGUUGAAGGAGUUCAUAUCAAGUUUUAACCAUUGGAGCUGGUGCAUUUCGAAAGCAAUUCAUCAUAAUUUUUACUUUUUGUGGUGGUGCAUUUUUGCCACUUGAGGGACAAACCCCACAUUUGAAGCCUGCUUGAGGGCAAAAAGCUUGUCCAAGCCUACCGACGAAGAGGUCCCCUUGACGUGCUUAAUGCAAUACUGGAAAGUUUGUUCCUAGACAUUUCUGACAGUAGUUGCAUAAUUAAUGCUACAAAUUUUAUGUACAUGUUGAGUUAAUUUUGUUAGCAAAACUUACUGUCUUGGAUGUUUGCCAAUCUUAAAUCUUCUCUUAA
Elaeis guineensis (African oil palm) is the source of this 2761-nucleotide messenger RNA. RefSeq lists its product as uncharacterized. Lineage: Eukaryota; Viridiplantae; Streptophyta; Magnoliopsida; Arecales; Arecaceae. Gene Ontology annotation, molecular function: protein binding. The record is from RefSeq and is a predicted model, not a curated record.